UUCAUUUUUGCUAAUAAACCAAAAAAUCAAACAAAUUGUGAGAUUGUUGUUUGUUUUGUUGCUAAUUUUGUUUGUUGCUAUGAAGGAAAACUAUGAAAAUGUGGGAUUUGGUGAUUCAUUGAAGCCAAAAAAAUCGAAAUCUAGAGAAGUAAGUUCAAGAUAUUUGUCUCCAACUUCGAAUUCUUCAAUUAUUGAUGAUAAAAAUCAGUCUCCAGAAAGUAUAGUAUCGAAAACAAGAUCAUCAACUGAUUAUAAUAAGCAUAAAAGUCUCGAAAAAUCGGGAUUACUGGGUAAGCUUUGGCCGUCUUCAUCUUCUCCGAGUUCAAUCAUGGAUACUUUUGGUAAUCACUUAGGAAAUGAGAGAUUAAAAGACGUUGAAGAGCGAAAAGAUCUCGAAAAUUCAAAUUCAAAUUCUCAUCCCCUGUUUUUAAGUAAGCAAAAGAGCUGCACAGGGUUUAGUAGAUUUGAGAAUGAGAAGGAAAGAACUAAAGAGAAGGAGAAAAGACGAUCGUUUUUUGGUGGAUCCGGAAAAAUCAAGUUUCCAGGGAAAUUUUCGAAUAAUUCAUCCAAGUCUUCGAAUUUAUCGGAUGGUAGUACUGGCCAGAUUGCCUCUGGAAGAUUUUCUGUUGAUGCGAAUUCGCUUGGAAGAAGAUGUAAUUCAGCAAGAAUUAGAUCAGAUAUUUUAUCUGAUAUUAUAGCAAAUGAAUCAGAAUCCGAAUACAGUGACAUUUGUUCAAAUAACAGUUUUGAUUCCCCUGUUUUUGGGUAUAUGGCACCAACAAUAAGUUCACGAAAGUCUGGUAUCGAAGUUCCAUCUAAAUAUAUGCAAGAUACAUUAUCCAAAUCGCGAAGAUGGAGUUCAGAUUGCACUGUUCCAAAGCCAGAGUCUCCGAAAUUAGGACUCAAAUUCAAAAAUCCAAUACAAAAGGCUGCUACUUCACUUAACAGCAAAACUUCUAAAUGGGCUUGGUCUCCUGGAAGGCCGAAUUCGCCUCCUGUAUUGAUUGAAAAUAGAGGGAUUUUUACGUCGAAUAUGAAGCCUCCUACGAGUCCUUCUAAAGGGAAAAGUGUUGGGAAUUUCCUUAGCAUGGGGCUUGAAUUGCUCAAAGGUAAGAAAUUUUCUUCUGGUGCAGCAUCUCCUCUUAGGCCAGGCACUACGGAGAGCGUCCAUCGUUUAAAGAUACUUCAUAAUAAAUUGUUGCAAUGGAGAUAUGUAAAUGCCAGAGCUGAUUCAGUCCAUCACAAUAUCAGUAAACAAGCUGAGACAAAUUUAGUAUAUGCUUGGGAUGGUUUAAUAAAAAUGAGACAAUCUGUAGUACAAAAAAAGCUGCAGCUACGGAGGCAAAACCUGGAAAUGAAAUUGAGUUUUGUUCUUCGUUCUCAAAUAAAGUUACUAGAAGGAUGGGGUUCUAUUGAAAGGCAGCAUUCUUCAGCAGUGUCAAAUUCCGUAGAUUGUUUACAAUCAGCAUUGUGUAGGGUUCCUCUCAUUGAAGGAGCAACGGUGGAACCACAAUCGGCUAUUAUUGCUCUUCAACAUGCAUCAGAUGUAUCUACAUCGAUCACGUUGAGAUUAUCCAAUUUCUCAUCAGGAGCUGAAAAAACUGCAGAAGUAAUGAAGGAAAUGGCAGAGAUAGUUGUACAAGAGAAGUUGUUGUUAGAAGAAUGCUUGGAGCUUUUCAAAAACAUUUCAACACUAGAGAGUCAAGAAAGGUAUUUAAUAUGCAGCAUUAUCCAAUUAAGACAGCAACUGCAAAAAGAGAAGAGAAUGGUAUAUGUUUAAUCAUUUGAUCUCAGAAGACAAAUGCUCAAGGAUUUACCGUCGGAGAGAGGCGGAGUCAGAAUUUCAAUUUUAUGGGUGUUGAGUCUCAGAAGGAUGAGUUUCGAGUGUUAAUAUCUGAAUUCUAAAUUUAAUAUUUGUACAUAUUUAGUGAACUUAUUAACAUACACGCAUUCAACUUUCUGAAGGUAGAAGCAAGAGUAGCAUUAUUUUGUCGA
Molecule: messenger RNA, 1995 nt
Organism: Solanum pennellii
Lineage: Eukaryota; Viridiplantae; Streptophyta; Magnoliopsida; Solanales; Solanaceae
Product: QWRF motif-containing protein 3
Biological process (GO): centrosome cycle; spindle assembly
Cellular component (GO): nuclear microtubule; cytoplasm; centrosome
Molecular function (GO): microtubule binding
Source: RefSeq, a predicted model, not a curated record